CAGCACUUCCUCUUUGGGUUAUACCCAAACCAAAAAUGAACACCAACAACGCUCUCACUGCUCUCCCUCCCUCUCCCCCCAUGUUUCUUCCAUACCCCUCCACGCUAUUGCAUUCCCUUCAUUAGCAUUCACCUUCUCCAUCUCCCCCUCUAUCUUUCUCCCUCUGUCCCCCGCCAUGGAUCCUUGCCCCUUCGUGCGCCUAACCGUUGGUAACCUCGCCCUCAAGAUUCCCGUUGCUUCUAAGCCCGCACGCUCCCUCGUUCACCCUUCUUCUUCUCCAUGCUUCUGCAAGAUCAAGCUCAAAAACUUUCCUCUCCAAUCUGCACUCGUCCCCUUCAUCCCUCCCGAUACCCACUUCCCCGACUCCCAGGUUCAGCCCAUCGCUGCCACCUUCCACCUCAGCAAGUCUGAUCUCGACAGGCUUGCCGGGAAAUCCAUCUUCGCCGGCAAACUCUGCCUCAAAAUAUCCAUCUACACCGGCCGCCGCGGCACCACCUGCGGCGUCAACUCUGGGAGGCUUCUGGGCAAAGUGUCCGUGCCGUUGGAUCUGGCGGGAACCGUAGCCAAGGCUAUGGUGUUCCACAAUGGGUGGAUUACGGUGGGAAAAGAAGCCAAAGGCUCUUCCGCGCAGUUCCAUUUGAAUGUGAAAGCCGAACCAGAUCCCAGAUUCGUCUUCCAGUUCGACGGCGAACCAGAAUGCAGCCCCCAAGUUUUCCAGAUCCAAGGCAAUAUUUCGCAACCCGUCUUCACCUGCAAGUUCAGUUUCAGAAACACCGGUGACCGCAAUCAACUUUCCAGAUCGUUACAGUCAGAACCGGCUAGUUCUAGAAGCUGGUUAAGUUCGUUCGGAAGCGAGCGCGAGCGUCCGGGAAAGGAACGUAAGGGAUGGUCCAUAACGGUUCACGAUCUUUCAGGUUCACCGGUUGCUGCUGCUUCCAUGGUCACGCCUUUCGUUGCUUCACCCGGUUCAGACCGGGUCAGCUGCUCCACUCCCGGUUCGUGGCUCAUUCUUCGACCGGGCGACGGCACCUGGAAGCCCUGGGGAAGGCUCAAGGCGUGGCGCGAGCGCUGCGGUUCCGACGGCCUCGGCUACCGCUUUGAGCUCAUACCCGACACCAACGGUGGCAUGAGCGCCGCCGGCAUAGUCCUCGCGGAGUCAACGCUGAGUACAAGAAAAGGAGGAAAGUUCGUGAUUGAUUUGAGUAGCUGCGGCAGCCUCGGCGGCGGAUCCAACGGGCGUGCGACGCCGGGGAGUGCGACGUCGCCGGUUUGCAGUCCUAGGAGUAGCGGUGACUAUGGAUAUGGUCUUUGGCCUUAUUGUAUGUACAGAGGGUUCGUGAUGUCGGCGAGAGUGGAGGGUGAGGGAAGGUGCAGCAAUCCUACGGUGGAGGUGAGCGUGCCACACGUGAACUGCACGGAGGAUGCGGCGGCGUUUGUGGCGUUAGCCGCAGCGGUUGAUCUGAGCGUGGAUGCUUGCAGGCUUUUCUCUCAACGGUUGAGGAAAGAGCUCUGCCAGCAGCUGGAUUUGCUUGGCUGAUUGCGCAGUUUUCUCGCUGUCGUUUCGUGCUUUUGCCCCUGUCGUUUUUCAAAUUUUUUUUAAGGGGGUUUUGUUCAUUUUGAGUGAGGCGUUUUACUGGUACUACUAACAAACAAUUUACAGGCUGUACAGGGAUGAGAGUAUUAGAGUGGGCGCUGCUGUGUAUUCACGUGUGGCUUUUCAUUGAUUUUCUCUCUCUUUUUUUCAUCAAUUAUGGGAAAUCAAGAAAAAGCUUUUUGUUUUUAUAUAUUUUUUAGCAACAAUGCUGCACAUUCGUGUUUAUAUCCUUUUUGAGUAAUUUAAGCUGUAAGUACCGCUUUGUCAAUAAAUUGAUAAAUUUAGAUGUCUGGCCACCCAUUACUGC
Abrus precatorius (Indian licorice) is the source of this 1901-nucleotide messenger RNA. RefSeq lists its product as uncharacterized. The record is from RefSeq and is a predicted model, not a curated record. Bases 176 to 1537 code for a protein of 453 amino acids. NCBI's taxonomy places the organism in Eukaryota, Viridiplantae, Streptophyta, Magnoliopsida, Fabales, Fabaceae. The transcript has 2 exons.